UUACAAGUUAUCAGUCCAAAUCGUUAAACUGGUAACAGACCGGUGAAAAAUAGUAACAAAGCGGCGACAGAACUGUAAAAACAGACACCGUGGAAGAAACGAAAAAACAAACAAACAUGAAAACCUUGUUUGAGAGACCCUUUUCUUUCAGUCAAGAGAAUAAACAUUUGAAUAUCUCUAUUUAAUUCAACUAUUUUGUUCAUUUCUUUUAGGUCAGGUAGCAUUUGGUUAUCGAUUAGCAUCAAUUUAUGAUAUGGAUACUUAUACGGCAUUAGAUGUAUUGUUAACAACAUUAUUUGAUGAUGAUAUAUCAAUCUUUCAUAAACAAUUUAUUGAAAUGCCAAAUACACUUUGUUCAUCUAUUCAUCAUGAUUGGCAUAAUUACAUUGAACGAGUAUUAAUCGUUACAUUUGAAGGUUCGUAA
This is a messenger RNA of Didymodactylos carnosus, 424 nucleotides long. The record is from the annotation of a GenBank genome assembly. NCBI's taxonomy places the organism in Eukaryota, Metazoa, Rotifera, Eurotatoria, Philodinida, Philodinidae.